Messenger RNA from Acaulospora morrowiae, 453 nucleotides. The record is from the annotation of a GenBank genome assembly. Lineage: Eukaryota; Fungi; Glomeromycota; Glomeromycetes; Diversisporales; Acaulosporaceae.
AUGGAUAUGACUCAAGCCAAAAUCGAACAAGUUUCGCGAAGCAUAGAGUUAUUGCAUAUACAUACAGUGGAUGAUUUGUGUCAAAAGGAUGGCAACAUGGUUAAGGAAACCGUCGAACAAACUACCAAAGCGGAUAUGACGCGAGCCAAUGAGAACAACGAAUUUAAAGAGAUCGUCAAACUAAUGUUGGGAGCCAUUUUCUGGGAGGGAGACGUACUGCAAAACAAUGCAGAGAAAGAAUAUACCUAUGCCAAGAUAUCUGCCAAGUUAUCGCGAACUUCACUGCAAAUCAAGAAUUUCUGUUAUCCCGGGGAAACUCGACCAAGACCCAAAGCGCGGUUCAAUAAAAUAGCGAUUGAAAGUUUGUUGUCAAGCCAGGAAAUCCAUGACCAUCACGCCAACGAUAAGACAGUGAUUGGGAUGUUGGCAGAACAGAGAACCCACGACGAUCAU